Messenger RNA from Dacryopinax primogenitus, 1014 nucleotides. RefSeq lists its product as uncharacterized. The record is from RefSeq and is a predicted model, not a curated record. The transcript is spliced from 5 exons. The coding region runs from base 1 to 1014 and encodes 337 amino acids. NCBI's taxonomy places the organism in Eukaryota, Fungi, Basidiomycota, Dacrymycetes, Dacrymycetales, Dacrymycetaceae.
AUGUCUACACGCCCCUCUGACAGAGAGCGAGAUAAUGACCGAAGCUGGUACAGAGAUGGUAAACGAUACGACGACAAGGAUGUCACACGCCUGAAACGAGAGGACGGACAUGACACGGACCGAGCAGUGACUGGCUCUCAAAGCCGCCGUGCGGAUGACGAAGCCCGGAGUACACAGUACGAGAAGGCGUCACGGUCAAACGACGAUAAUCAGUCUAGUCGUGACGGGAAUUCUCGGUAUCGCCGCUCUCAAAGAGACGACGAGCGCUUCACGAGCGUUUCUUUAUCGAGGGGAGAUAAAACAGAGAAAUGGGGGCACGAUCAGUACGAGCGCGACAUGUACCAAGAGUCGCGUCGUUCUCUUGCGGCGGUCUCUCAUGGCCGUUCAAGCCUAACUAUCGAGACGAAGGAAGAGUCAAAUUGGUCAGUUAGGCGAUCUACGACACCGGGAUAUAAAGACUCGAAGCGCACGCGCGCUGACACACCAGAGUAUGAUUAUCGCGAUCGGAAAGACAAGGUGCUCGAUCGCCCGCAUACGGUCAGCAUCCCUAAGCCGUCAAUAGUUCAUUCUUCUGAUGUUCGGACGCGUGCUAUCAGUCCCUCACCACCACCUACGCGCUCCUCCGGGGUGCGCUCGCAUGACGACUAUGAUCGCACGAAACGACGUUCCCGCUCACCACGUCGUCGUGACGACUCUCCUGAGGCACGGUCGCGCAGACGUCGUGAUGAUAGCGACUCGGAGGACUCUGACAGCUCGGACCCAGAGUACGAGAGACGUCCCAAGUCUUCCGGUGGAAACAAGGAUAGCAAGAGAGAUAGGGAGCGCCGGAAGGAGAGAGAAAGAGAGAAGAGGAAGGAGAAGAAGAAGGCGAGAAAAGAAUCGGACAAGGAUGAGAGACGCAGCGUCCUGACGGGCAAGAAGAUCAAGCUCAAGGUGCACAAGGAUGCUGAGGAUGUCGAGCGCGACAAGAGACGAGAGAAUCUGUUGCAGUUCCUUAAUUCGGCGUAUGACUGA